Trichophyton benhamiae CBS 112371 is the source of this 1188-nucleotide messenger RNA. RefSeq names its product F-box domain protein. Gene Ontology annotation, molecular function: protein binding. The transcript has 2 exons. The coding region runs from base 1 to 1188 and encodes 395 amino acids. The record is from RefSeq and is a predicted model, not a curated record. NCBI's taxonomy places the organism in Eukaryota, Fungi, Ascomycota, Eurotiomycetes, Onygenales, Arthrodermataceae.
AUGGCUAAGGCUCCCCAGACCAAGGGGGCGUUCCUCCCCACUGAAAUCGUCAUCACCAUCCUCUCCUUCGCCUCGGACGAGGAUACGGUGAAUGAAAACUGGCAGUCGACGCUGUUUUCAUGCUGCUUGGUCUGUCAGCAAUGGUACUCCGCCGCCAUUCCGUUUCUCUACUCAAAACCAGUCAUCUCUGCGAGAAACUACGACUCCUUUGCUGGAACACUAGAUGUCCGUGGCAAAACCAGGCAUAACAUACAAGAACCUCUGGGCAACUUUGUUAAGCAUCUUGAUUUAGGGGGCCUUGCACAUAGUGGUAGCAAGAGUGUCACUGCAAGGCUGCUACGAGCCUGUAAAGAAGAGCUCGAGGUCUUCGUUGCGCCUGCGUCUACCUUUUCUUUAACUCCCAUGAGCAAAUGCUUAAACCUGAGGAUAGUUGAUCUAUCUGUUUUAAUGACGAUAGUCCCUUUUCUGAGUAUACCACAUGCUGUACGCAAUCUAAAGCAUCUGGAGACCUUACGGUUCCCACCAGAGAUGUCCCACAAGGGAUUGCCGAAAGUAAAUGACCCUCAUAACGAAAGGUCUCCCCCACUAUAUCAAUGGCCGCCUAAGUUGAAACGGCUACAGCUAUGGAGGGUACAUGACUCCAUUAUCCUGGGAAACUUCAUAUGGCCGGAAACAGUUACCGCUGUGACCAUCAUAGAAUCCAACCAUUACCCUUUCAACACUAUCCUCCAAACUCUAUCCACCGACAGCGCCUGCCAUAGACUUCAGCGCGUUAGGAUAUUGAGCAGUCGCCAAACCGACGAAGUAUCUGUUCUAGCUCCUCUUUGUUUCCAGAUGGAAAAGCUCAAGUUUUUAAGCCUGCAAGGCUGUGGGUGCGAUCCCGGUUUCUAUAGGAGGAUUAUUACCAUGUCUCCCGAGAUGGCUCCUCUGGAAAUACUGGAAAUAAGUCCUCUACCACUCGAACACAAACUACGUGUUGAGUUGGUAAGGGACCUUAAGACGGUUUGCGCAGUUGCCUUUCCACGGGUUCGGUUAUUAGGCAUCGCUGCGUCUUGCAUCGACUAUGUGUCUGAAUGGUUUGAACUCGAGAUGGACAAAGUUCUGAUGGAGAAUGCCAGGAACUCAGGACACUACGAUAAAGAGAAGCUUGAAAAUGGUAGAAUCCAGACGGGUGUCUACUAUUUUUAG